Wickerhamiella sorbophila is the source of this 1398-nucleotide messenger RNA. RefSeq names its product Calcium influx-promoting protein ehs1. The record is from RefSeq and is a predicted model, not a curated record. The transcript has a single exon. Lineage: Eukaryota; Fungi; Ascomycota; Dipodascomycetes; Dipodascales; Trichomonascaceae. Bases 1 to 1398 code for a protein of 465 amino acids. Gene Ontology annotation, molecular function: calcium channel activity; protein binding. Gene Ontology annotation, biological process: calcium ion import across plasma membrane.
AUGGAUGAAGGGAACGCUACGUUCACGAAAAUCUUUGAGUAUUUGAAUAUAUUUCAAAGAGAGAGCAUACUGACUCUUUCUCCAUUGGGUGCUGCGGCCGAAAUCAGUGCGAAUGACACUCAUAUUUAUACGAUUCCACCGGAACUUAAAGACAGUCUGCUCUCAUUAUCGACAUGCACACAACCGGAUCAGAAUUACAAGAGUUUGGAACUGGUUGUGGGGAAAACCCGAUACAGCGGUGAAGGUGGACUGGUUACUUAUAGCGCCGGAGGCCUUGAUGUUGUCCAAGUGAUCGCCCCCCAAGGCGAGGGUUCCUGGACCUACGAACUCGGAGUAGGCCCGUCGGCGUCGUAUGCUCUCAAUGAGACCGUCACGGAUCUGUUUUUCGUGGAUUCGGACUUUGCAAACUCGCUCCUGGUCACGAGUCCGCUCACGGAGUUGCAAGAAAACCUCACCAAUAUUGUUUUGCUGAAAGAUUGGGGUGACUCGAACCCGGUCGUUACGAUUGACUCGUUGGAGAUCUCCCUGUAUACCAGUUUGGUCAACACGAGCAACGUUCUGUAUCGAUCUUACUGUGCAAUUCAUAACAACGGCCCGCUUCUGAACCAAAAGAAUGCGGAUUUGUCCUACACAAACCGAGGAACUAAGCACCAGACACGAGCACAGUACCUGCUGCCCGGAUUGAAUCACAGUACAGAGUAUGUGGCCUAUUUGACUUAUGCUAAUGCCCAGCUGAACUCAUCUGCCUCGCCCCCUCCAUUAGGCGGGAUUAGCCUUGGUCAGGCCUCGUUUUCUACGACUGGAUCGUUUUCAUGCCAAUUGGUGUACAACAUGACGUUUUGUUCUGAAAUGGCGUUUGCAGUGCCCGGCAAUGCUUCGGCGUUUAGUGUGAAUGAGCUCACUAUGUUUUAUGACAAUAUGGCCAGAAAACGCUAUGAAAACUUUUCGAAAUCGCUUGAACAGGAGCUAUGCCAGGGCAAGUUGGAUGAUCGGUACUCGGUUUUGCGCUCAUGCGGUGAUUGCGAUAGUUCGUAUCGUAACUGGCUGUGUGCCAUUACAGUUCCGCGAUGCGCCGACUGGUCUUCGAACGGUUCUUAUCUCCAUCCUCGUCCCAAGGGUCAAUCUCGAAACCCUGAAAUCAACAAGUACAUUGACCCUGGCCCCUACAAAGAAGUUCUGCCUUGCAAAGAGCUAUGCUACGACCUCGUGCGGGACUGUCCCGCUAGUCUGGGGUUCUCCUGUCCAAACAAGCAUAUGAUCAAUCUGUCGUAUGGUUCGAUGAGUGACGACGGGUAUGUGACUUGCAGCUAUCCUGGCGCGGUGUUUUUCGAGGACGCCGCUCAUCGUAUGACCCCACCAUGGCUGCUGCUGCUGUUUAUGCUCUUUUUAUUCUUGUAA